CCUCCCUCUUUUCUUCUCUUUCUGUUUUUCUUUUUAUAUUUAAUUCUUAAUUAUUAUAUUAUAUAGAAACAAACAUGAGUCACGUACAUGGACCUGGUUGUAAUCAUGGUAGCGGCGGUAAUGGUCAAGUACAAACCAUCAAUAUUUCUGAUGCCAAUCUAGCUCCUCCUUUGUAUAAAGGAAUUGCCAACUUUUUACGAGAUGAAAAGAAAUCUGGAAUGAAACAAAAACAAGGUGUAUUCAAUGGCAAGCGUGUGGAUUAUUUUAAAGGAUUCGCCAAGACGUUACCCAAGGAUCAAAAACAACCUACGGAAAGAACAGAUGCCGUGGCGAUUUUGAAUGAAUUAGGACGACUUGGAUUUAUAUUAUGUGUAGAACGAGGAGAUCCUAUCAAUGGCAAGCAUACACCUCGCGUUUUGCGACCUUGUAGCGUGCAGGAAAUGAACGAAUCAGGUUAUUAUCUUUGGGUAUGGGAAGGAUCUCAAUUACGUGUGUAUCUAGGUGCUAUUGGUAUGGUUGGUGCUAUUCUUACAGCCGUCUUGUUUCCUUUAUGGCCAGAUAUCUUGAAACGUGGUGUAUGGUAUCUUAGUGUCGGUACAUUAGGCUUAUUGGGUGUCUUCUUUGGUAUUGCUAUUGUCCGUUUGAUCUUGUUUAUCAUCACCAUGAUUAUCUUACCCCGUGGCUUUUGGCUUUUCCCCAAUUUGUUUGAAGAUGUUGGUGUCAUAGAUAGUUUCAAGCCUUUGUAUGGAUGGGACGAACCAAAGAAAAAGAAGAAUUCAUCAUCAUCAAAAGCAGCUUCAUCAUCAUCAUCAUCGUCAUCGAAAACUGGAUCCACAACAACAACGGUAGAAGAUGUCAAGGAAGAUUGAAGAAUAUCAAGGGAGUUGGAGGUCAGUUUUUUAUAUAUAUCCAUAUAUAUUAUACAACAUAUUAUAGUUUCGGUUUAGUUUAGUUAUCAAAAAAUAAAAUAACUAUUUAUUUAUAACAU
Molecule: messenger RNA, 988 nt
Organism: Halteromyces radiatus
Lineage: Eukaryota; Fungi; Mucoromycota; Mucoromycetes; Mucorales; Cunninghamellaceae
Product: translocation protein Sec62-domain-containing protein
Exons: 2
Coding region: 75-869 (264 amino acids)
Biological process (GO): post-translational protein targeting to membrane, translocation
Cellular component (GO): endoplasmic reticulum; endoplasmic reticulum membrane
Source: RefSeq, a predicted model, not a curated record